UGGUCUGCUGGACCUGUCAUUUCCCUUUUCCCUUCCUCCAAAUUCUGUUAUCUUAACUUCCUCUUCUCCUGGCUCAGAGCCCAGCUCUCAGUAUCUGUAAGAAUGGAACAUCUGUCUUGUUUUUCCUAGGCCUUUACCGCGAAGAAGCCUUCUGUGGCAUUGACAUUACCCCACCCUGUUCAUAACCUGACCUCCCACAUCCCAACAUUCCUCCUGACUGCAAAUGCACUGUGACGUCCGGAUCACAUCUGAUUAGCAGGGAACUUCCACAUCUGGUGGCUGGGGCCUUGAAGAGGAGCUUACCAAAGGCUGGUCUGGAGCCAUCACAGUGCGGCAUACACUGUUGUGAUACAGUACAGGAUUAUGCCCUGGGCUUGAACACGAGAGGGAGAAGAAAGAUGACGACGAGGCCGAGAAAGUGGGGUGAGAAGGAAGAAAGGGUAGGCUGUGCUCAGGCUUGCCCCCUCAGAGGAGCCCAGAUGGCCCAGGGAAGGAUGACACAGCCGGAUGAAGCAGCUGGUGCGGGAAGGACGCUGGUGGCAGAGGAGGCUGAGGAGGGUCCUGGGUGCCUCAGUGACUCAUUAAGACCAUUGAGCUUGAUGCUGUCCUUUCCCCGUGUGGUGGCCUGCUCGCGGACCUGUUCCCGCUUCCUGGGGCUGAGCCUGGGGACCUCAGCCCUGUGUGCUGCCGGUGCCAACAUCGCGCUCCUCUUUCCUAACUGGGAUGUGACCUACCUGAUGCGGGGCCUCAUUGGCAAGCAUGCUGUGCUGGGCUCUGGGCUUUGGGGAGGAGGCCUCAUGGUCCUCCUGGCAGCGACUCUCACCUCCAUGACAGGCAGCUUCAGGAAGAGGGCCCCCUGCUUGCAGGUGCUCACCGCUCUGUUGUCAAGUGGCCUGGCUCUGCUUGGGGCUGUGAUUUCCUUUGUCACUUCUGGAGUAGCCUUGAAAGACGGUCCCUUUUGCAUGUUCGAUGUCUCAUCCUUCAAUCAGACUGAAGCUUGGAAAUUUGGCUAUCCCUUUAAAGAUCUUCACAACAGGAAUUACUUGUAUGACCAUUCACUCUGGACCUCCGUCUGCCUGGAACCGUCUAAAGCUGUGGUUUGGCACGUGGCCUUCUUCUCCAUCCUCCUGUGUAUCAGCCUCCUCCAGCUUCUCCUGGUGGCCAUCAAUCUUGUCAAUAGCAUUCUUGGUUUGUUCUGCAGCUUCUGUGAGAAGCGCUAGGUAUGGACGACCUCCCGUGAAUUGGUGCUGAGCAAGCUUCCGGCAACCUUUUCUGCAAGAAUAGGCUGUGAAUCCCCCUCAGGCCUUCCUAUAGGAUGAUAGCCCUUCCUUGCUCAAGAAACUGAAAGCCAUUCUGUGUUCUUUAAGAUGAUAUGGUAAUGCAGCCACAAAGUCAUUGCUGCUGUAUAAAGGAUCUCCGCUCGGCCUCUUAAAAAAACUUACAAAAGGGCUCAGAGGACGAGAACACUGACUGCUCUUCCAGAGGUCCUGAGUUCUAUUCCCAGCAAACUCGUGGUGGCUCACAAUAAUCUGUAAUGAGAUCUGGUGCCCUCUUGUGACAUGCAUAUAUGCAGGCUGAACACU
Messenger RNA from Apodemus sylvaticus (European woodmouse), 1583 nucleotides. RefSeq names its product transmembrane 4 L six family member 19 (gene Tm4sf19). The record is from RefSeq and is a predicted model, not a curated record. Gene Ontology annotation, cellular component: membrane. Bases 399 to 1220 code for a protein of 273 amino acids. NCBI's taxonomy places the organism in Eukaryota, Metazoa, Chordata, Mammalia, Rodentia, Muridae. The transcript is spliced from 6 exons.